AUGGGGCAUCAUGGGAGCUCCUGGGGCACGGUGUGUGAUGCUGACUUUGACCAGCAGGACGCAGAGGUUCUGUGCAGGGAGCUGGGCUGUGGGGCUCCUAAAGAGCUGCGCGGGGCAGCUGCAUUCGGCCAGGGCGAGGGCCAGGUGUGGGCAGAGGAGAUUCAGUGUAGAGGCAACGAAUCUCAGAUUAACUUCUGCCCCACAGCAGCCUCACAGAAUCAACCCUGCUCCCAUGGAAACGAUGUGAGCCUGGUGUGUUCUGGCAGGGAGGAUGUGAGGAUGGUGAAUGGUAGCAGCCCCUGUGCUGGGAGAGUGGAGGUUUACCAUCGGGGAGAGUGGGGGACAGUGUGUGAUGAUUACUGGGUGCCCUCUGCUGGCUGGGAAUAUUAUUGGUACAAAGGAAAUGGAUCAAGUGGCACUGCCCUCAUUGCCAGUACAGCUGAAGGCUCGUACACCCUCAGUGCUGCAGCUCUUGCACACACCGGGGAGUACAGCUGCAGAGCAGGGAGGAGCAACCCAGUCUGGUACACAGAGUACAGUCCCCCUGUCCACAUACAGGUAACAGGCAGAGUGAUGUAUGGUCUGGUUGCUGCUCCUCUCCUGCUGGCCACCAUUGUACUGUGUGUGAAAUGGUACAGGAGACCAGGGCCGUCUAAUGAAACAGCUGUCCGCUACACUGGAGGGAAUGUGGAAAUUGCCAUGUAAAACACACAGAGGCUGGGUCCGUGUACUCAUGUGAAAUGAGAAUGAAGUCUGAGAGCUCAGGACUCUUUUUUCAUCAUUGUGAUGUUUCUCAGCUUGCAGGAGGGGAAAUUGGGGGUGCAGUCAUGGGGGCAUUUUAGGGAAUGGGAACAGGAAGAUGUUGUGUCUUUAGAGCGCAGCAUCUGUACGAUAUGAGCAGAGUUUCUGAUUCACCUGGGCUGCACUUGUGAUCCUCGUGUAGUUAGUUUGCUUUGAUUGCUGUAUGUUUGUUCUUGGUUAGGUCACUGAACUUUAUGUU
Messenger RNA from Conger conger (European conger), 1000 nucleotides. Its product is annotated as scavenger receptor cysteine-rich type 1 protein M130-like. Gene Ontology annotation, cellular component: membrane. Bases 1 to 705 code for a protein of 234 amino acids. The record is from RefSeq and is a predicted model, not a curated record. NCBI's taxonomy places the organism in Eukaryota, Metazoa, Chordata, Actinopteri, Anguilliformes, Congridae. The transcript has 6 exons.